This is a messenger RNA of Colletotrichum scovillei, 1268 nucleotides long. Its product is annotated as short chain dehydrogenase. The record is from RefSeq and is a predicted model, not a curated record. The transcript has 3 exons. NCBI's taxonomy places the organism in Eukaryota, Fungi, Ascomycota, Sordariomycetes, Glomerellales, Glomerellaceae. Bases 144 to 1043 code for a protein of 299 amino acids.
CGGCGACGAUGAAGUCGAAUCUUGGACAGAGACGUUGAGAUAUAUAAGAGUAGCAUCAGCCUGCAUACUCUCUCACAUCUACCUGUUUUUUACCAGACUCGAUCGUCAAUAGCAUCUCGAAGACUUCAGUGUCCAACGUCAAUAUGAAUCCGGUUAACACCAAACCGUACACUCUUCCCCCGGAUGCAAUAUGGUUGAUCACCGGAUGUUCGUCGGGUAUCGGCCAAGCACUGGCAGCUCUAGUCGCAACCAAGCCCAAUCAUCGCUUGAUCGCCACAGCUCGGAAUCCUACGGACCUGGAUUAUCUGCCCGACGGCAAUGUCAACCUCCUCAAACUGGCCCUUGAUGUGACAUCACCAACCUCAGUGAAAGAGGCGUUCAAAGCCGCAACCGAACACUUUGGCAAAAAUUUUCAUCUUGAUGUCUUGGUGAAUAAUGCCGGGUAUUCGUUGUCUGGCGAUACUGAGUCUGCGACCGAGACACAAGCUCACCAGGAAAUUGAAACCCUCUUCUUCGGUACGGCGCGGAUGACUACUCGUGCCAUCGAGAAUAUGCGACAGUCUGAAACCCGACGAGGCGGUAUUAUCUUCAACAUUUCCUCUCUUGCUGGACAAUGCGCCUUUCCGGGUCACGCGUACUACCACGCGGGGAAGUGGGCCGUCGAAGGGUGGACUGAGUCUGUGGCAAAGGAGAUGCAUCCUGAUUGGAACAUAAACUUCUGUAUUGUAGAGCCGAGUGGUGUCCAGACGAAUUUCGAGGGGCAUAGCAAGGCGCGGACUGAGCCUCAUCCCGCCUAUGCCGAGAAAGAUAUGCCGGCACGUGUUCUCGAGAGAUACGUGGAGAUGGGUAUCAAGUCGGGAACGCUUACCAAGCCGUCUGCGAUUGCAGACGCUAUCUUCAGUAUUGCGUCUAGCGAGAAACGCAUUCCUUUGCGUGUUCCCCUCGGUGAACCGGCUUGGGGCUUUAUCAAGCAGAAGCAUGAGACCUGCUUGAAGGACCUUAAAGACGUCAAGGAUCUCAGUUUGUUGGUGUCUAAGACGUAAUGGGUACUAAGAAGCGGCGGCAGAUGUAAGGCUUGAAAUUGCUCAGGGUUCUGAAAUGAGAUAUCCUUGUAUCCCUAUAUUGGGACAUUCUGUCGAGGUCCGCAGUCACUCGAGAUGGGAGCACAUGCAGCCCAUGUACAACAUAUGUUUCCUGAACUACAGGCCAUUGUUACUUGAGCAUCCGACUCGUGUGACUAGGGCUUGCUAAAGAGUUAUGCCGUUUCU